This is a messenger RNA of Scylla paramamosain (green mud crab), 2669 nucleotides long. RefSeq lists its product as uncharacterized. The transcript is spliced from 8 exons. The record is from RefSeq and is a predicted model, not a curated record. The coding region runs from base 144 to 710 and encodes 188 amino acids. Lineage: Eukaryota; Metazoa; Arthropoda; Malacostraca; Decapoda; Portunidae.
UCGCUCUGUUAAUGAGUAUGGCUCUCGGUGAUCAUUGUACAGGGAGGUUAGUGUGUACCAGUGAGGGUGGAUCAAAGGGACUUCGCCUUGACAACUCCUGUAACUCAUCGAUUUCUCCCUCAAUACCGCAGUGCUGCUGAAGGAUGCAAGGCAUCAUCAUUGUGUGGCUUUUGGUGUGUUCCCUGCCAGCCAUUCACCACGCACUGCAUCAUGUGUCAGAGAGCACCAGCAGCCUCUGUGAGCAGAACCUGAGACAGGAUGAUGCCAUGGAAAUUCUGGAACCAUCUUUCACCAAGUUUGAAGAUUGGGCAAGAGCAUUUUGUUUGACGGACUCAACCAUUGAAACACUGGUGGCUCAGAAUUUGAAUUCAAGGAUGUUCCUCAUGAUGCUCAUUGAGAGUGAUGUUGAUGCACUUGGACUGACUGUUGGGCAAAAGAGAAUUUUAAUGGUAGUUGUGGAAAAACUGCAAGAAGCUGAAGCAAGGGAAGCUGCCCGGAGAGAACGGUCCAGGAAGAACCAAUUCUCUGAUAGCCAUGAUGUAGCUCUGAGGAGGCAGAAACGUGAUGGCAGUUUUUCCAGUGCCCCUCGUUGGCAGUGCUGCAAUAGGAUUAGCUGGACUGGGCGCUGUGUUUGCUGCACCACUUGUUUUGACAGCUGUUGGGUUUACAUCUGCUGGCAAUUGCUGCUGGUUCCCUGGGUGCCUCUAUGAUGUCUUCAGCCGCCAUAGCCAAUGGAGGAGCGGUUGCUGCUGGCAGUACUGUGGCUGUCCUGCAGUCAAUAGGUGCUGCUGGCAUUCCUGCAGCUGUAGAAGCUGCUGUUGUUGUCAGUGGAGCAGCUGUAGGUGCUGGGGCAGGUUACUUAGGAUAUGAUGAGUAAGAGGACUAGUGAGAGAGAAUACACCACACGGCAAAAAGGCAAACUCAAGACUAAAAUAUUGAUUGAUAAAUGAGAUUAUUGAAAUGUAUUAAAGAGCAUGGAUGAAAUAAUGGUGAUUUUUUUUUUUUUUUAUUGAACCAGUGAAAGAUAAAAUUCAAUAUUCAGGGAUAUUACUUGGGGUUUUUAGUGAAUAAUCAAGUCUUUUUGUCUAGUGAAUUUCUUUCUUUAGAUGGAUUACCUUGUUUCAGUCAUUGGUGUAAUUAUUAUUAUUAUUAUUAUUAUUAUUAUUAUUAUUAUUAUUAUUAUUAUUAUUAUUUAUUAUUAUUAUUAUUAUUAUUAUUAUUAUUAUUAUUAUUAUUAUUUAAGGUCUCCUGGUGUUACUGAUUACUUAAUCUUUUGAGGUGGUUCCUAAAACAUUUUAUGCAAAGAACAUAUUAGGGUAGCAUCCGGGGAGAAGCAGGAACUGAGGUAAGCUAUUAAGAACACUAAAGAACAUGUGGGUACCAAGACUCCUAGAGACUAACAUGGGAGGCAAGAACAGCGCUGGUCAGGGUAUUACACGUGGACUUAUGGUGUUCCCUCAUUCUCCUGUCAAAGCCUCCUAGAGAUGUGUGGUAGUUGCUAUAAAACAAUGCAAUUCUUGCUUGUGUUUCAAAAUAGCUACUUAGGGCUGGAAAAGGUACUAUAUUGUUUUUGCUGAAUCUGUGUCAUGGAAAUCUUAGAAAUUUCUGCUUAUAUGUAAACCAUUACUAAGAUUCCUCUUGUAACAUAAUAUCUGAGGUGAGGCACAGUACACAUAAGGUGAGUGUAAGGCGUGUCACAGGGAUCGGAGGCCGACUGACACCCACUCUAUUAAACCUUCAGCUUUGUGUCGGCAGAGUCCCAAAUCCUGGAUGUUCCCCUACACCCCACCUCCUCCCUUGGGACUCAGUGGCAUAUGCAUCCCUGUGAACCCUGACAUCAGAGUUACUGAUUGCAAGUUGUCCUUAAUCUGCUGGGUGUGGCAACAGUGCAGGUUCAAGGUUACCUUAGUGCACCAUAUAUGCAAGCCACAUGGACCUCCAUGGUAUGCACCAGUUUCAGAGGCCAGCUGUCUCUCUAUCUGUCUGUGUGUUGCCUGCAGAAAAAUUACACGACACUUCUAGACUAAUUUUAAGAAUGCUACAUAUUUUUUUCACAAGUAAACUAAGUACACUCUACAACAUGCAGCAAUGCAACCUGCCGGAGCUGCAGGAGGUAAGUUUGGGCACCACCCUAAAUUCAGACAGUUCAAACCAAAUUUGGCACUUGGACACAUGUAAGACAUAUUUGUGAAGUUUCUUUACUGCACUUGGGCACUGAGAUGUAAGACAUUUGUGAAGUUUCUCUCUCUCUCUCUCUCUCUCUCUCUCUCUCUCUCUCUCUCUCUCUCUCUCUCUCUCUCUCUCUCUCUCUCUCUCUCUCUCUCUCUCUCUCUCUCUCUCUCUCUCUCUCUCUCUCUCUCUCCAAAAAAAAAAAAAAAAAAAUUUAGCCCCAAAUUCUUCUGGGAACCCUGUACCCCAUUGGUACAUGUGCUAAGUUAUAAAAUGUAGGAGCCAUCCUUGGGUAUGGAUGGAGGCGGGAUUUGUGCUGAUGGGGGAGAACAGGAAUCAGAAAAUAGGAACUUGUGAUAUGUACUGUACUUUUAUAUGUUUGAUAUGAAACGCCUAGGUUAUAUGUUCCAAUAUUUGACACGUUAGCUUUCGCCACGUCACCUGACAAAAAUCCAUGUCACGGGCCUCCUGGACCCAAUAAAUGCUGUUGUCUGCUGAGA